AUGGUGCAGAUGACCAGGGAAGAACUACAACGUAUGAUCGAUGAGGCGAGCAGGAAAGCCAUUGUUGAGUAUGAGCGCAGGACAGUGACCCCCGCUAGAGAAGGGGAUAAGCGGCAGCUGUUUCAGGAGAUAGAGGCGGAACAAAGGAGAGAGGUCUCAAAAACCGCCAGUAGACAACCGGCUAUAUCGCGAGCGGAGGUAGACAGUGUUCGGAAGCAGAUUGAGCAACUGGGGAAGCAAAUUGAAGAAUUGAAGAAGAGGGGAGAGCUAGUGUCGCAAAAUAGAAGCUCGCCCUUCACAAACCAAAUUUUGUUGGAAGUUAUAGAUAGCAGUUUUCGAUUCCCGGAUCUACCCAAGUACGAUGGGAGUAAGGAUUCGAGGGAACAUGUCGCUGCUUUCGAUCUGGUUAUGAAUCUUUAUGGCCAAACAGACCCGAUCAAGGCAAAGCUAUUUGUCACUACUUUGAAGGGCAAGGCUCAGGAAUGCAAGAGAAAGGCGAAGCGAUCGGCCACCCACCUGUUCACAAUUAGACAGUGGGAGGAUGAAACAUUAAAGGCUUUCAUGGGACGAUUCAAUAACGAGGUGUUGGAGGUCCAAGAUUUGAGGAUCGACAUGAUGGUGAGCAUUUUGAUCCAUGGUUUACAGAAAGGUCCUUUCGCAUCGGCAUUGGCACGCGACCCGCCAACGGGAACAGAACAGUUGAUGGAAAUGGCUCAGAAGUAUAUCGAUAAAGAAGAGAUGAACGCUAUGAAAGAUAAUGAUUGGACAAGGGAUCCUGGGAGAUCGAGAGGAGAAAGAUCGCGAGAAGGUAAACAACGAUCUAAGAGAGAUCGCGAACGAAAGGGACCUUACGUGCCUCGAUAUCAUAGAUACACUCUCCUGACGACCACCAGAGAAAAAAUGAUGAUGAUGGUCGAGAAGGAGGGCCUCCUGCAAUGGCCGGGAAAGAUGCGCGACACCCAGACCAAGAGAAACUCCAAUAAAUAUUGCAGAUUCCACAAAGACAAAGGGCAUAACACGAAAGAUUGCUACCAGUUGAGAGACGAGAUCGAACGACUGGUAAGGCAAGGUUAUUUUAAACACUUGAUUGAUAGGAGAUCAGAGGCGGGAGGUCGCAGUAGGUCGCGGAGUCGCGAAAGGCAUCAGAGGGAUGAAGCAGGAGGAAGUGGAGCACGAGAUAACGCACCCACAAAAGGCGUCAUUCACACUAUAUCUGGUGGACCCACGAAUGGGGGUUCAGCGAGGGCAAGGAGAAAAUACGCGAGAGAAAGCAAGCUCAAGCACAGUGAGCUAAUGAUGCAGGUGGAAAAACAGGACAACAUCGUCUUUGGAGACGAGGAUUUGAGUUCCGAUACGCUCGACCAGAAUGACCCUAUGGUCAUAAAAAUGGACAUCGCGAAUUAUCAGGUACACAAGGUGUUGAUUGAUAAUGGUAGUUUUGUUGAUAUUAUUUUUAGUGAUGUCCUCAGGAAAAUGGAUUUGGGAAAUGUGAGAUUGAAGCCCGUAUGGACACCCUUGGUCGGAUUUGGAGGCAGUGAGGUCGUCCUAGAAGGUGUAAUUGAGCUGCCCGUUUCGUUGGGGGAAGAACCCAAGAGAAAAACAUGCAUGGUCCAAUUCCGGUGGUCGACAACCCAUUCGCGUAUAAUGUUGUAUAGGGACGACCAGGGUUGA
Molecule: messenger RNA, 1671 nt
Organism: Sesamum indicum (sesame)
Lineage: Eukaryota; Viridiplantae; Streptophyta; Magnoliopsida; Lamiales; Pedaliaceae
Source: RefSeq, a predicted model, not a curated record